Macadamia integrifolia is the source of this 2530-nucleotide messenger RNA. Its product is annotated as poly(ADP-ribose) glycohydrolase 1-like. The record is from RefSeq and is a predicted model, not a curated record. Gene Ontology annotation, molecular function: poly(ADP-ribose) glycohydrolase activity. Gene Ontology annotation, cellular component: nucleus; cytoplasm. Bases 93 to 1751 code for a protein of 552 amino acids. The transcript is spliced from 11 exons. NCBI's taxonomy places the organism in Eukaryota, Viridiplantae, Streptophyta, Magnoliopsida, Proteales, Proteaceae. Gene Ontology annotation, biological process: regulation of DNA repair; ATP generation from poly-ADP-D-ribose; carbohydrate metabolic process.
AAGCUUUCGUGUUCUUCUCUUUCAGUCUUCAUUAGUCACAAAACCGAUUUUUAGGUCUCUGAAUUGCUCCCGCCAAAAUUUGAGAAGAGAAGAUGCAAAUGGGAAUCCGGGAAGAUUUGAAGUCGAUCCUUCCAUUUUUGCCUCUGGUGCUUCGAUCUUCAUCUCUGUUCUGGCCCUCUCAAGUUGUUGAAGCACUUAAAGCUCUAUCUAGAGGACCCGAACACAGCAGGGUAGAGUCAGGAGAGGUUCUCUUCCUUGCUAUCUCUGAUCUCCGGGACUCUCUUGGUCUUUCCUCCGAACGAUUAGAAGUUUCAGCCGCCAAAGGUUAUGCCCUUUUCUUUGAUGAGCUAAUGUCUCGUGUAGAAUCAAGGGAAUGGUUCUCGAAGGUUCUUCCAUCCCUCGCAGAUAUGUUGUUGCGGUUGCCUUCUUUGUUAGAAACUCAUUAUCAGAAAGCGGAUAAUCUUCUCGGUGGAAUCAAAACUGGUCUUCGCAUAGUAGGUCCCCAAGAACCAGGCAUUGUUGUACUGAGUCAGGAACUGAUCGGUGCACUUCUUACAUGCUCCUUCUUUUGUUUGUUUCCAAUCAAUGAUAGAGGAGCCAAACAUCUUCCAGGCAUCAACUUUGAUCAUUUGUUUGCGAGCAUUUAUACCGAUUAUAACCAGAAUCAAGAACAUAAGAUAAAGUGCCUCAUACACUAUUUCGAGAGGAUAAGUACAUGCAUGCCAGCGGGCUGCGUCUCAUUUGAGCGGAAGGUUCUUUUCUGGAAACGUGCUAAUUUUUCUGUUUCUUACCCCAACACUGACUUCUGGAGCAAAUCUGUUGUUCCCCUCUGCCAUUUUGAGGUUUCACAUUCAGGACUGAUUGAAGAUCAGUUAAGUGAGUCUCUUGAAGUUGAUUUCUCCAACAAGUAUAUUGGGGGUGGUGCUCUUCGUAGGGGCUGCAUACAGGAAGAGAUCCGUUUCAUGAUCAGUCCUGAAUUAAUUGUUGGCAUGCUCUUCUUGCCUUCCAUGGCUGACAAUGAAGCUAUAGGAAUUGUUGGUGCUGAAAGGUUUUCAAAUUAUACUGGGUACGCCUCUUCUUUCCGUUUCAUGGGCAACUAUGUGGAUGGAAAACCAGUAGAUUUCUUGGGCCGGAAGAAAACAAGGAUCAUUGCAAUAGAUGCAUUAUUCAACCCAAAAUUUAGACAAUAUAGACCAGAAUGCCUCCUCCGGGAGACUAAUAAGGCAUUCUGCGGAUUUUUCGACCAAUCAAAGCAGCAUCUAUACCAGGAAACGUGUCAGCUGGAAGCACUAUGUAGGUAUAAGGUUGGUCAGGAUGUUGAACCCAGUAACUGGGCUGGUAGUGUCAAGAUGGACAAACCUCCCUUCGUUACUGAGGUAGAUGAUGGAGCAUCUGCAGCUGAAUUGAUUAAUAAGACUCAUAUUGGGAAAAGUAAACAGGCUAAAGACCGGCAAAAUGAUAUUGGGAUUGUAACAGGGAAUUGGGGCUGUGGUGCUUUUGGGGGAGACCCUGAACUUAAGACUACAAUACAGUGGCUUGCUGGUUCACAGGCAUUCAGACCUUUCAUUUUGUAUUGUACUUUCGGAGAAGAGGCCUUGCGAAAUCUAGAACAGGUGACGCAAUGGAUAGUAUCGCAUGAAUGGACAGUAGGAGAUCUAUGGAAUAUGUUAUCAGAGUACUCAUCUCAGAGACUGAAGGGUGAAACUGAUACUGGUUUCUUUACUUGGCUCCUGCCAUUCUUGUCUAAUUAAAAUUGCAAAUCAGGAUAUUCUUUGGUUAUUGAUUGAGCUGGUAAAUAAGCAUUUCCAAGGAAAUGUGGUUGGUGGUUCACCUAGAUCCCUUUGCUAACUGACAAAUACUACAAUUUCAACAAGGUCUAUGGAUGAUGUGACCAAUCAGGAAAAUUUAUCAUGUAAAUUCCCUCUGAUCAAGGAUUUUCACAGGAUGGAUUGAACAACAAUUCCAAUAUGGAUCAGCUGAUCUGUUUCAUAUACUUUCCAAUUUGGAGGAAAAGAUUGGAGGUAUCGACAUGUGUUGAAUCAUUGUGGCCGAUCCAGAUUGCCAUGGCACCUACCUGAUUCUGAUACUUGAAACCUUGUAUCUGAUUGGUAAUUUAUCUGCAUCUUUUAUCAUGUUGUUCCUGUCAGCCACAUGGCCCAUAACCUGCUGUUCUUUCUUCUCUUAACACUUGCUGGUAAAAUUUUGGUGUCUUUAUUAAUGAUGAAACUCCCAAGGAAAGGGGCCUCAUGUUGCUGCAUGGUGAGGUACUAUACAGUUUAAAGUUUACACCACUUGGAAGGGUGACUUGGCCAACAGUUGGAUUCUUUUCUGAAUGCAAGGCAAGCUGAGCUGCAGUCAAAGAUUCUAAUACAACCUGGAUCUGAUUCAGCAAGCAAGCCUUCCACCUUUUCAUUAUUUUCCUUGUAUCAAGUGAGAAAUUGUGAAAAUGUAAUUUAGCUGUUACAAAUGUAUUUACCUUCUUAACAGAAAAAAGUAAAAAAAUAAUGUAUUUACUUUGAUGUCUUUGGAA